GGGGGCGGCAACAUGGCGGAGUGAGCGGCGGCGUCGGGGCUUCACAACAACAGUGGCGCCCGUAGCAGCGGCGGCAGCAGCGUCAAUUACAUCGGCCACAGCCUGAGCUUCAGCACCGGCCAGCGUCGUGGCCAGCUGCUCGCAUUCUAGGGCUUCUCGGAGCGGCGGCAGCAUCUCCGCGGGGGGCGGGCCGGGCCGGACGGACCGGGAGAGGGAGAGAGCAGAGGCAGCGGCGGCGGCAGCGGCAGCGGCACACCUGCUGGGCGGGCACGGCCGCUUGCCCGGCAGCGGUUAGCGGUACCGCCACCGCCGAGAAUAAGCCUGCGGAUCCCCCGCCGCCUCCGCGGGGGAGAGCGCCGGAGCGGGCCGGGCUGAGACGCAGGCGGGGAGCGGGCCCGGCGCCGCGGCGCUGGUGGAUGCUGGGGCUCCGAGGCGACGGCCGGGGGGCGGGGGCCGAGGCAGGUAUAACGGUACCGGCGGCGGCAGCGCCGCUGCUCUUCCCUUCUCCUCAGGAGGGGGGCCAAUGGCGAGCGAGAAGCCGGGCCCGGGCCCGGGGCUCGAGCCUCAGCCCGUGGGGCUCAUUGCCGUCGGGGCCGCUGGCGGAGGCGGCGGGGGCAGCGGCGGUGGCGGCACCGGGGGCAGCGGGAUGGGGGAGCUAAGGGGGGCGUCCGGCUCCGGCUCGGUGAUGCUCCCCGCGGGGAUGAUUAACCCUUCGGUGCCGAUCCGCAACAUCCGGAUGAAAUUCGCAGUGUUGAUUGGACUCAUACAGGUCGGAGAGGUCAGCAACAGGGACAUCGUGGAGACGGUGCUCAACCUGCUGGUUGGUGGAGAAUUUGACUUGGAGAUGAACUUUAUUAUCCAGGAUGCUGAGAGUAUAACAUGCAUGACAGAGCUUUUGGAGCACUGUGAUGUAACAUGUCAAGCAGAAAUAUGGAGCAUGUUUACAGCCAUUCUACGGAAAAGUGUUCGGAAUUUACAGACUAGCACAGAAGUUGGGCUAAUUGAACAAGUAUUGCUGAAAAUGAGUGCAGUAGAUGACAUGAUAGCAGAUCUUCUAGUUGAUAUGUUGGGGGUUCUUGCCAGCUACAGCAUCACUGUCAAGGAGUUGAAGCUUUUGUUCAGCAUGCUUCGAGGAGAAAGUGGAAUCUGGCCAAGACAUGCAGUAAAAUUAUUAUCAGUUCUUAAUCAGAUGCCACAGAGACACGGUCCUGAUACUUUUUUCAAUUUCCCUGGUUGUAGUGCUGCGGCAAUUGCCUUGCCUCCUAUUGCAAAGUGGCCUUAUCAGAAUGGCUUCACCUUAAACACUUGGUUUCGUAUGGAUCCAUUAAAUAACAUUAAUGUUGACAAGGAUAAACCUUAUCUUUAUUGUUUUCGUACUAGCAAAGGAGUUGGUUACUCUGCUCAUUUUGUUGGCAACUGUUUAAUAGUCACAUCAUUGAAGUCCAAAGGGAAAGGUUUUCAGCAUUGUGUGAAAUACGAUUUUCAGCCACGCAAGUGGUACAUGAUCAGCAUUGUCCACAUUUACAAUCGAUGGAGGAACAGUGAAAUUCGGUGUUAUGUUAAUGGACAACUGGUAUCUUACGGUGAUAUGGCUUGGCAUGUUAAUACAAAUGAUAGCUAUGACAAAUGCUUUCUUGGAUCAUCAGAAACUGCUGAUGCAAAUAGGGUAUUCUGUGGUCAACUUGGAGCCGUGUAUGUGUUCAGUGAAGCACUCAACCCAGCACAGAUAUUUGCAAUUCAUCAGUUAGGACCUGGAUAUAAGAGUACCUUCAAGUUUAAAUCUGAGAGUGAUAUUCAUUUGGCAGAACAUCAUAAACAGGUUUUAUAUGAUGGAAAACUUGCAAGUAGCAUUGCCUUUACAUAUAAUGCUAAGGCCACUGAUGCUCAACUCUGCCUGGAAUCAUCGCCAAAAGAGAAUGCAUCAAUUUUUGUGCAUUCCCCACAUGCUCUAAUGCUUCAGGAUGUGAAAGCGAUAGUAACACAUUCAAUUCAUAGUGCAAUUCAUUCAAUUGGAGGGAUUCAAGUGCUUUUUCCACUUUUUGCCCAGUUGGAUAAUCGGCAGCUCAACGACAGUCAAGUAGAAACAACUGUCUGUGCUACUCUUUUGGCAUUCCUGGUUGAACUACUUAAAAGUUCAGUAGCCAUGCAAGAACAGAUGCUGGGUGGAAAAGGCUUUUUAGUCAUUGGCUACUUACUUGAAAAGUCAUCAAGAGUUCAUAUAACUAGAGCUGUCCUGGAGCAAUUUUUAUCUUUUGCAAAAUACCUUGAUGGUUUAUCUCAUGGAGCACCUUUACUGAAGCAGCUUUGUGAUCACAUUUUAUUUAACCCAGCCAUCUGGAUACAUACACCUGCAAAGGUUCAACUUUCCCUAUACACAUAUUUGUCUGCUGAAUUUAUUGGAACUGCUACCAUCUACACCACCAUACGCAGAGUAGGAACAGUAUUACAGCUAAUGCACACCUUAAAAUAUUACUACUGGGUUAUUAAUCCUGCUGACAGUAGUGGCAUUACACCUAAAGGAUUAGAUGGUCCCCGGCCAUCACAAAAAGAAAUUAUAUCACUGAGGGCAUUUAUGCUACUUUUUCUGAAACAGCUCAUAUUGAAGGAUCGAGGGGUCAAGGAAGAUGAACUUCAGAGUAUAUUAAAUUACCUACUUACGAUGCAUGAGGAUGAAAAUAUUCAUGAUGUGCUACAGUUACUAGUGGCUUUAAUGUCAGAACACCCAGCGUCAAUGAUACCAGCAUUUGAUCAAAGAAAUGGAAUAAGGGUGAUCUACAAAUUACUGGCUUCUAAAAGUGAAAGUAUUUGGGUUCAAGCUUUGAAGGUUCUGGGAUACUUUCUGAAGCAUUUAGGUCACAAGAGAAAAGUUGAAAUUAUGCACACCCAUAGUCUUUUCACUCUUCUUGGAGAAAGGCUGAUGUUGCAUACAAACACUGUGACUGUCACCACAUACAACACACUUUAUGAGAUCUUGACAGAGCAAGUAUGUACUCAGGUCGUACACAAACCACAUCCAGAGCCAGAUUCUACGGUGAAAAUUCAGAAUCCAAUGAUUCUUAAAGUGGUGGCAACUUUAUUAAAAAACUCUACACCAAGCGCAGAGCUGAUGGAAGUUCGUCGUUUAUUUUUAUCUGAUAUGAUAAAACUUUUCAGUAACAGCCGUGAAAAUAGAAGAUGCUUAUUGCAGUGUUCAGUGUGGCAGGAUUGGAUGUUUUCUCUUGGCUAUAUCAAUCCUAAAAAUUCUGAGGAACAGAAGAUUACUGAAAUGGUCUACAAUAUCUUCCGGAUUCUUUUGUAUCAUGCAAUAAAAUAUGAAUGGGGAGGCUGGAGAGUCUGGGUGGAUACGCUGUCAAUAGCCCAUUCCAAGGUCACUUAUGAAGCUCAUAAGGAAUACCUAGCCAAAAUGUAUGAAGAAUAUCAAAGACAAGAAGAGGAAAACAUUAAAAAAGGAAAGAAAGGGAAUGUGAGCACCAUCUCUGGUCUUUCAUCACAGACAACGGGAGCAAAAGGUGGAAUGGAAAUUCGAGAGAUAGAAGAUCUUUCACAAAGCCAGAGCCCAGAAAGUGAGACCGAUUACCCUGUCAGCACAGAUACUCGAGACUUACUCAUGUCAACAAAAGUGUCAGAUGAUAUUCUUGGAAAUUCAGAUAGACCAGGAAGUGGUGUACAUGUGGAAGUACAUGAUCUUUUAGUAGAUAUAAAAGCAGAGAAAGUGGAAGCAACAGAAGUAAAGCUCGAUGAUAUGGAUUUAUCACCGGAGACUUUAGUAGGUGGAGAGAAUGGUGCCCUUGUGGAGGUUGAAUCUCUGUUGGAUAAUGUAUAUAGUGCUGCUGUUGAGAAACUCCAGAACAAUGUACAUGGAAGUGUUGGUAUCAUUAAAAAAAAUGAAGAAAAGGAUAAUGGUCCGUUGAUAACAUUAGCAGAUGAGAAAGAAGACCUUCCCAAUAGUAGUGCAUCAUUUCUCUUUGAUAAAAUACCCAAACAGGAAGAAAAACUACUUCCUGAACUUUCUAGCAAUCACAUUAUUCCAAAUAUUCAGGACACACAAGUACAUCUUGGUGUUAGUGAUGAUCUUGGAUUGCUUGCUCACAUGACCGGUAGCGUAGACUUAACUUGUACAUCUAGUAUAAUAGAAGAAAAAGAGUUCAAAAUCCAUACAACUUCAGAUGGAAUGAGCAGUAUUUCUGAAGGAGACUUAGCGUCAUCAGCUAAGGGGCUGGAGUAUGCUGAAAUGACUGCUACAACUCUGGAAACUGAGUCUUCUAGUAGCAAAAUUGUACCAAAUAUUGAUGCAGGAAGUAUAAUUUCAGAUACUGAAAGGUCUGACGAUGGCAAAGAAUCAGGAAAAGAAAUCCGAAAAAUCCAAACAACUACUACGACACAAGCUGUGCAGGGUCGGUCUAUCACCCAACAAGACCGAGAUCUCCGAGUUGAUUUAGGAUUUCGAGGAAUGCCAAUGACUGAAGAACAGCGGCGCCAGUUUAGCCCAGGUCCACGGACUACAAUGUUUCGUAUUCCUGAGUUUAAAUGGUCUCCAAUGCACCAGCGGCUUCUCACUGAUUUGCUAUUUGCAUUAGAAACUGAUGUACAUGUCUGGAGGAGCCAUUCCACAAAGUCUGUAAUGGAUUUUGUCAAUAGCAAUGAAAAUAUUAUUUUUGUACAUAACACAAUUCACCUCAUUUCCCAAAUGGUAGACAACAUCAUCAUUGCUUGUGGAGGAAUUUUACCUUUGCUCUCUGCUGCUACAUCACCAACUGGUUCUAAGACGGAAUUGGAAAAUAUUGAAGUGACACAAGGCAUGUCAGCUGAGACAGCAGUAACUUUCCUCAGCCGGCUGAUGGCUAUGGUUGAUGUACUUGUGUUUGCAAGCUCUCUAAAUUUUAGUGAGAUUGAAGCUGAGAAAAACAUGUCUUCUGGAGGUUUAAUGCGACAGUGCCUAAGAUUAGUUUGUUGUGUUGCUGUGAGAAACUGUUUAGAAUGUCGGCAAAGACAGAGAGACAGGGGAAAUAAAUCUUCCCAUGGAAGCAGUAAACCUCAGGAAGUUCCCCAAAGUGUGACUGCCACAGCAGCUUCGAAGACUCCAUUGGAAAAUGUUCCAGGUAACCUUUCUCCUAUUAAGGAUCCUGAUAGACUUCUUCAGGAUGUUGAUAUCAAUCGACUUCGUGCUGUUGUCUUUCGGGAUGUGGAUGAUAGCAAACAGGCACAGUUCUUAGCUCUGGCUGUUGUUUACUUCAUUUCGGUUCUGAUGGUUUCCAAGUAUCGUGACAUAUUAGAACCCCAGAGAGAGACUACAAGAACUGGAAGCCAACCAGGUAGAAACAUGAGACAAGAAAUAAAUUCACCAACAAGUACAGUUGUGGUCAUACCAUCUAUCCCUCAUCCAAGUUUGAACCAUGGAUUCCUUGCCAAGUUAAUUCCUGAGCAGAGCUUUGGCCACUCAUUUUACAAAGAAACACCUGCUGCAUUUCCAGACACUAUAAAAGAAAAGGAAACACCAACUCCUGGUGAAGAUAUUCAGCCAGAAAGUUCAAUUCCCCAUACAGAUUCAGGAAUUGGAGAGGAGCAAGUGGCUAGCAUUCUGAAUGGGGCAGAACUAGAAACAAGUACAGGCCCUGAUGCCAUGAGUGAACUCUUAUCCACUUUGUCAUCCGAAGUGAAGAAAUCACAAGAAAGCUUAACUGAAAAUCCCAGUGAAACGUUGAAGCCUGCACCAUCCAUAUCUAGCAUUAGUCAAACCAAAGGCAUCAAUGUCAAGGAAAUACUGAAAAGUCUUGUGGCUGCUCCAGUUGAAAUUGCAGAAUGUGGGCCUGAACCUAUCCCAUACCCAGAUCCAGCAUUGAAGAGAGAAGCGCAAGCUAUUCUUCCUAUGCAGUUUCAUUCCUUUGACAGGAGUGUAGUGGUGCCUGUAAAGAAGCCACCUCCAGGUAGUUUAGCUGUAACCACUGUGGGAGCCACUACUGCUGGAAGUGGGCUGCCAACAGGCAGUACCUCUAAUAUAUUUGCUGCUACUGGAGCUACACCAAAAAGUAUGAUUAAUACAACAGGUGCCGUGGAUUCAGGGUCCUCCUCCUCUUCCUCCUCUUCUAGUUUUGUGAAUGGUGCUACCAGCAAAAACCUUCCAGCUGUACAAACAGUUGCUCCAAUGCCAGAAGAUUCAGCUGAAAAUAUGAGCAUCACUGCAAAACUUGAAAGAGCUUUAGAAAAAGUUGCUCCUCUUCUUCGUGAAAUUUUUGUAGACUUUGCCCCAUUCCUAUCUCGUACACUUCUUGGCAGUCAUGGACAAGAGCUAUUGAUAGAAGGCCUUGUUUGUAUGAAGUCCAGCACAUCUGUGGUUGAGCUUGUUAUGCUGCUUUGUUCUCAGGAAUGGCAAAACUCUAUUCAGAAGAAUGCAGGACUUGCAUUUAUUGAGCUCAUCAAUGAAGGAAGAAACGCCGAGGACCACGUAACAGCAAAUCAGCUGAAACAGAAGAUUCUCAAUAUUCUCACAAAUAAACAUGGUGCUUGGGGAGCAGUUUCUCAUAGCCAAUUGCAUGAUUUCUGGCGUUUGGAUUACUGGGAAGAUGAUCUUCGUCGAAGGAGACGAUUUGUUCGCAAUGCAUUUGGCUCCACUCAUGCUGAGGCAUUGCUCAAAGCUGCAAUAGAAUAUGGCACGGAAGAAGAUGUAGUAAAGUCAAAGAAAACAUUCAGAAGUCAAGCAAUAGUGAACCAGAAUGCAGAGACAGAACUUAUGCUGGAAGGAGACGAUGAUGCAGUCAGUCUGCUACAGGAGAAAGAAAUCGACAACCUUGCAGGCCCAGUGGUUCUCAGCACCCCUGCCCAGCUCAUCGCUCCCGUGGUGGUGGCCAAGGGGACUCUCUCCAUCACCACGACAGAAAUCUACUUCGAGGUAGAUGAGGAUGAUUCCGCCUUCAAGAAGAUCGACACUAAAGUUCUUGCAUACACUGAGGGACUUCACGGAAAAUGGAUGUUCAGCGAGAUACGAGCUGUAUUUUCAAGACGUUACCUUCUACAAAACACUGCUUUGGAAGUAUUUAUGGCAAACCGAACCUCAGUCAUGUUUAAUUUCCCUGAUCAAGCAACAGUAAAGAAAGUUGUCUAUAGCUUGCCUCGGGUUGGAGUAGGGACCAGCUAUGGUUUGCCACAAGCCAGGAGGAUAUCAUUGGCCACUCCUCGACAGCUUUAUAAAUCUUCCAAUAUGACUCAGCGCUGGCAAAGAAGGGAAAUUUCAAACUUCGAAUAUUUGAUGUUCCUUAAUACGAUUGCAGGACGGACAUAUAAUGAUCUGAACCAAUAUCCAGUAUUUCCGUGGGUGUUAACCAACUAUGAAUCAGAAGAAUUGGACCUGACUCUUCCAGGAAAUUUCAGGGAUCUAUCAAAGCCAAUUGGUGCUUUGAACCCAAAGAGAGCUGUGUUUUACGCAGAGCGUUAUGAGACAUGGGAAGAUGAUCAAAGCCCACCCUAUCAUUAUAAUACCCAUUAUUCAACAGCAACAUCUACUUUAUCCUGGCUUGUUCGAAUUGAACCUUUCACAACCUUCUUCCUCAAUGCAAAUGAUGGAAAAUUUGAUCAUCCAGAUCGAACCUUCUCGUCCGUUGCAAGGUCUUGGAGAACUAGUCAGAGAGAUACUUCUGAUGUAAAGGAACUAAUUCCAGAGUUCUACUACCUACCAGAGAUGUUUGUCAACAGUAAUGGAUAUAAUCUUGGAGUCAGAGAAGAUGAAGUAGUGGUAAAUGAUGUUGAUCUUCCCCCUUGGGCAAAAAAACCUGAAGACUUUGUGCGGAUCAACAGGAUGGCACUAGAAAGUGAAUUUGUUUCUUGCCAACUUCAUCAGUGGAUCGACCUUAUAUUUGGCUAUAAGCAGCGAGGACCAGAAGCAGUUCGUGCUCUGAAUGUUUUUCACUACUUGACUUACGAAGGCUCUGUGAACCUGGAUAGUAUCACUGAUCCUGUGCUCAGGGAGGCCAUGGAGGCACAGAUACAGAACUUUGGACAGACGCCAUCUCAGUUGCUUAUUGAGCCACAUCCGCCUCGGAGCUCUGCCAUGCACCUGUGUUUCCUUCCACAGAGUCCGCUCAUGUUUAAAGAUCAGAUGCAACAGGAUGUGAUAAUGGUGCUGAAGUUUCCUUCAAAUUCUCCAGUAACCCAUGUGGCAGCCAACACCCUGCCCCACUUGACCAUCCCCGCAGUGGUGACAGUAACUUGCAGCCGACUGUUUGCAGUGAAUAGAUGGCACAACACAGUAGGCCUCAGAGGAGCUCCAGGAUACUCCUUGGAUCAAGCCCACCAUCUUCCCAUUGAAAUGGAUCCAUUAAUUGCCAAUAAUUCUGGUGUAAACAAACGGCAGAUCACAGACCUCGUUGACCAGAGUAUACAAAUCAAUGCACAUUGUUUUGUGGUCACAGCAGAUAAUCGCUAUAUUCUUAUCUGUGGAUUCUGGGAUAAGAGCUUCAGAGUUUAUUCUACAGAAACAGGGAAAUUGACUCAGAUUGUAUUUGGCCAUUGGGAUGUGGUCACCUGCUUGGCCAGGUCUGAGUCAUACAUUGGUGGAGACUGCUACAUUGUGUCCGGAUCUCGAGAUGCCACCCUGCUGCUCUGGUACUGGAGUGGGCGGCACCAUAUCAUAGGAGACAACCCUAAUAGCAGUGACUAUCCUGCACCAAGAGCCGUCCUCACAGGCCAUGACCAUGAGGUUGUCUGUGUUUCUGUCUGUGCAGAACUUGGGCUUGUUAUCAGUGGUGCUAAAGAGGGCCCUUGCCUUGUCCACACCAUCACUGGAGAUUUGCUGAGAGCCCUUGAAGGACCAGAAAACUGCUUAUUCCCACGCUUGAUUUCUGUCUCCAGCGAAGGCCAUUGUAUCAUAUACUAUGAACGAGGGCGAUUCAGCAAUUUCAGCAUUAAUGGGAAACUUUUGGCUCAAAUGGAGAUCAAUGAUUCAACACGGGCCAUUCUCCUGAGCAGUGAUGGCCAGAACCUGGUCACCGGAGGGGACAAUGGGGUAGUAGAGGUCUGGCAGGCCUGUGACUUCAAGCAACUGUACAUUUACCCUGGAUGUGAUGCUGGCAUUAGAGCAAUGGACUUGUCCCAUGACCAGAGGACUCUGAUCACUGGCAUGGCUUCUGGUAGCAUUGUAGCUUUUAAUAUAGAUUUUAAUCGGUGGCAUUAUGAGCAUCAGAACAGAUACUGAAGAUAAAGACAGACCCAAAAGCCAAGUUAAAGCUGAGAGCACAAGUGCUGCAUGGAAAGGCAAUAUCUCUGGUGGGAAAAACUCGUCUGCAUCGACCUCCGUUUGUGCAUUCCAUCACACCCAGCAAUAGCUGUACAUUGUAGUCAGCAACAUUUUACUUUGUGUGUUUUUUCACGACUGAACACCAGCUGCUAUCAAGCAAGCUUAUAUCAUGUAAAUUAUACGAAUUAGGAGACGUUUUGGUAAUUAUUUCAUAUAUUGUUGUUUAUUGAGAAAAGGUUGUAGGAUGUGUCACAAGAGACUUUUGACAAUUCUGAGGAACCUUGUGUCCAGUUGUUACAAAGUUUAAGCUUUGAACCUAACCUGCAUCCCAUUUCCAGCCUCUUUUCAAGCUGAGAAAAAAAAAAAAACACACGUUUGAUACUUUGUACAUCAGAUGCAUCUUAUUUAAAAGGAAUACUUUUGUAAAAGUAAAACCUUGUAUAAAGAACAAAAUGUUUCUUAAUUUUAUUGUGGAGUUACAACUUGCAUGUUCCUUACUCCUGAUGGCUUGAUGGAACAGGUGCAUUCACACUAUGAAACAGAAAGACCUGUCCAAGGACACAGCUUGUAUGAAAGGGUUGAAUUUGGGCUCCAUCAGUAAUUUUUGACAUUUUCACCAAAAUAUAGUUUGCACUUUUUAAUCUAAAUUCAUCCCUUCUGAGUGAAAUUUGCUCAUAAAGCAUUUGGAUAGUAAGCCAUUAUUUGCCAUUUUGGGUACUUUAUACAAAGAAAAUUCAGCCCUACCCUGCAUAAUUUGAAGACACAGCAGAAAGGGGGCUUAGGGAUGAGGUCCUGGUUUUUCUUGUAUAAAUAGGAGUUAUGAGCGUUAGUUCCGUAGUAAUAACUUCCCAGCACCUGCACAUCUCUUCCAGAGUCAUCCCACUGGCUUGGUGUGUAUACAUCAGGGGAGAAUAAUCUGAUGCUAACUUUUUUUUUUCUCUUUGGUUCUUGAAUAGCUUAGUUUCUUUAAUAACAAGUCAGACUUUAUUACAACAAUAAACUGAAGUUAUUCUUUUAGGUUCUCGUGAAAUUCUCACCAAAAGCCACAUUCUUAGCCUAAGGCACUUCAUCUUUUAUGAUAUAAAAUGAUGGCUAUCAAAUGAUUUUCCAUACAUUGUACUGAUCAAGUUAUACACCCAGGGGUAUAUACACUUUCUUCAUGUUUCUUCUUUGUAUAUUUGGUGACUGUAUCGUCAUAGAUGUACAUAUUGUGUCGGUAGGGCUAUGAGGCAUGUUACAGGAAUGUAAUUUUCUCAGAAUUUACACUCACUUGCAGUCAUUUAUUUAAAAAGAUAAAACAAGAUAAUGGGUUCUUUGUAUUGGCACUUUGCACCAGAAACAUAUCAUUAUUUAUUGAUGUGAUUACUUAUUUGUUAUCCACCUUGUACUAGUAAGUUUUAGCACUGAAUUCCUUCUUCAUUGUUGUUUGUAUUUAUGAAAUUCUGAAAUUAUGGGGAAUCAGCAUAGUGAUUAAGUUAUUCAUCACCAGGCUGUAAAGCAAUAUCUUGAGUUUGUAGCUUAGAAUCGGGAGGACACUGAACAUCUGGAAGACAAGUCCAUUUCAUCUUGAGAUCAUGGUGAAAUAUUUUGGAUAUAUAAAUUCCUUAAGCUAUUGUAACCAUGUUUUAUUGCAAAGAUGUAAAAUAUGCCAGAUGUGUGUGAGUUGGAAAUCAAAAAAAGAAAAAUAAAAUAUGCAAAGAAUUCA
Chlorocebus sabaeus (green monkey) is the source of this 10931-nucleotide messenger RNA. Lineage: Eukaryota; Metazoa; Chordata; Mammalia; Primates; Cercopithecidae. The record is from RefSeq and is a predicted model, not a curated record.